Molecule: messenger RNA, 1710 nt
Organism: Helicoverpa zea (corn earworm)
Lineage: Eukaryota; Metazoa; Arthropoda; Insecta; Lepidoptera; Noctuidae
Product: facilitated trehalose transporter Tret1-2 homolog
Exons: 8
Coding region: 207-1670 (487 amino acids)
Biological process (GO): transmembrane transport
Cellular component (GO): membrane
Molecular function (GO): transmembrane transporter activity
Source: RefSeq, a predicted model, not a curated record
UUCGUAGGGUAGUCACCUAAAGGCUAAGGUUAUUAAUAUUUACGUGAAUAUUUAUUAAUUUAUGUUUUUUUUUAAAUUUAUUAAUUUAAAUUUUCGCUAUAUCAAUUAAAAAGUGUUAAUUACUUGUUAUAGUUAAAGUUGUAAUGUGUGAAAAAUAAAUUAUUAUCGGAAUUUGGAGUAAACGGAUUUAUUGGUACUGAAACAAAAUGAAUUCCAUUCUAGUGCAGAUUUUAGUGGCUUUUUUACUUUCCAUGCCAAGUUUCAUGAUAGCUAUUGGCAACACAUGGACUUCCUACGCACUACUAAUGCUAGAAAGCGAAGACUCACCAAUAGGAUAUAGAAUAACAAAAAAUGAUGGAAAUCUCAUAUCUUCCAUUAUUAUGCUGGGGUCCCUAUCAGCUAUUUUAGUUGUGGGAUACAUUGCCGAUAAAAUCGGUAGAAAACGCACGGCAAUACUAAGUGGACUCUGUUAUGCACUAUCAUGGUCAAUAAUCGCGACAGCCAAAUCGGUAACACAAAUUCUGAUCGGUCGAUUCGUGAUCGGCAUGGGAACAGGGCUGCAUAUCGUAACAGGAGUUGUUUACGUGGGAGAAAUCAGUCAGACUUCCAUACGAGGAUCUCUGCUCACAAUGAUGACUUUUAUGUACAAUGUUGGUACCCUGAUCUCGUACCUUGAAGGAUGGUUCUGCAGUUACCCAGUUAUUAACUACCUGAAUCUGAGUAUAGCUGUUGGGUAUAUACUGCUACUGUUUAUACUCAAAGAAACUCCUGUAUAUUUGUUGCGAUUAGGGAGAGAGAAGGAAGCUAUAAAAUCACUCAAAUUUUACCGCGGAGUAUCGAUAGUAACGCAAGAAAUUUUAGACGAAAUUGUUUAUUUGAAGAGCCAGCUAUCGAGUGACAAUGAAAAUAAUAUCGACGAUACCGAUAUAAACUCCGCCGUUUUAGAAAAAGAACAAUUAAAUCAGGAAAAUGAAACUACGAACGAUGGUAUUACAGAGCAAAAAAGUGCUUGGAGUAUAUUACGCACCACAAAGUCAGCCCAACGAGCUCUCGUAUUACUCGUAAUAGGAAUGGACCUAUCAGUAUGUAUGGGCAUGAUAGCGGUCCAGGCGUAUGCUGGACAGUUCUUCGCUCAAGCAGCGCCGAGUAUUUCACCACAUCUCUGUUCUGUUAUCCUGGCAAUUGUUGUGUGUUUCGUCAGCGGGCUCUCUGUAUUCUUAGUUGAUUUAAUUCCUAGAAGGAUUUUAAUGGUGACCACAUGCAGCAUGGCAGGUGGCUGCAUGGCUUGCCUAGCCACUAUGUUACAUUGGACGUGGGCACCUGAGUGGGGAAUACCACUUGUGAUGGUGUUCUAUUGCAUUUCUUUCCAUCUCGGGACCAUCAAUAUUCCGUUUAUACAGAUUGCGGAAACUCUUCCACCACAGAUGAACAGUUUCGGCACCGGUGUUGUGAUGUGCUCCAUGUUCGUGGCGAAUUUCGCAGUAUUAUUUGUCUUCAAGCCCGCUGAGGACAGCCUCGGUUUAGAUGGAGUAUUCUUACUAUUUUCCAUCAUUAGUUUCAUGACUGCAUUGAUAUCGUUUUUGACAAUGAGAGAAACAAGAAAGGUGCCCUUCGAAAUUGUGCAAAAGAUGUUUGAAAAUGGAUACUUGUAUAAACGACAAAAAUAUUGAACAAGUGAUAAAUAAAUGUGAUUAUUAUUUAUUUUUUAAA